Molossus molossus (Pallas's mastiff bat) is the source of this 1890-nucleotide messenger RNA. RefSeq names its product 6-phosphogluconolactonase (gene PGLS). The transcript has 5 exons. The record is from RefSeq and is a predicted model, not a curated record. Gene Ontology annotation, biological process: carbohydrate metabolic process; pentose-phosphate shunt. NCBI's taxonomy places the organism in Eukaryota, Metazoa, Chordata, Mammalia, Chiroptera, Molossidae. Gene Ontology annotation, molecular function: 6-phosphogluconolactonase activity. Bases 26 to 802 code for a protein of 258 amino acids.
AGCGCUUCCGCCUCCCGCCGUCGCGAUGGCCGUGUCGGCCCCGGACCUCAUCUCGGUCUUUUCAAGCCCGCAGGAGCUCGGCGCAUCGCUGGCGCAGUUGGUGGCACAGCGGGCCGCGUGCUGCCUGGCGGGGGCCCGUGCCCGCUUUGCGCUCGGUCUGUCUGGCGGCAGCCUCGUUUCGAUGCUGGCCCGCGAGCUGCCCGCCGCCAUCGCCCCCGCCGGGCUAGCUGGCCUCACGCACUGGACGCUGGGCUUCUGCGACGAGCGCCUGGUGCCCUUCGAGCACGCUGAGAGCACGUACGGUCUCUACCGGACCCACCUGCUCUCCAAGCUGCCCAUCCCUGACAGCCAGGUGAUCACCAUUAACCCCCAGCUUCCUGUGGAGGAGGCAGCAGAGGACUACGCCAAGAAACUGAGAAAGGCCUUUCAAGGGGACUCCAUCCCAGUUUUUGACCUGCUGAUCCUGGGGGUGGGCCCCGAUGGCCAUACGUGCUCACUCUUCCCAGACCAUCCCCUCUUACAGGAACGGGAGAAGAUUGUUGCUCCCAUUAGUGACUCCCCAAAGCCACCUCCACAGCGUGUGACCCUCACACUUCCUGUAUUGAAUGCGGCCCGAAAUGUCAUAUUUGUGGCAACUGGAGAAGGCAAGGCAGCUGUUUUGAAGCGCAUUUUGGAGAACAAGGAGGACAGCCUGCUUCCUGCCGCCCUUGUCCAACCCCACACUGGGAAACUCUGCUGGUUCCUGGAUGAGGCAGCAGCGGGACUCCUGACUGUACCCUUCGAGAAGCAUUCCACUUUGUAGCUGAUCCCUACGGAUGCCACAGUUGAGACCAUAUUUGGCUUGAGGGGGCUGGGACUUUCUAGGGCUGGGCCCCUCCAUUCCCAUGCUCUAGGCUUCACUUUAGAAAAGCCACAUGGUGCUGACAGGGCCUGUCCACCAGCCCUACCCAGAUAUUAAAAGGAGCAUUUGCUCCAAAUCUCCACUGUCUUGUGGUCUUUGGUGGGCAGUGGGACAAAGGGCUCACAGGCUGACUUGAAGCCCUUGUCCCAGCAGGUGGAGGAUAGGGAUGGGUACCCUCAAUCAGUUUUCCCAGGGCUGUGUAGCAAAGUACCACAGAAUUGAUUGACUCAGUCCUGUAGGCCAGAAGUGUGAAAUCAAGGUGGUGCCAGGGUUGGUUCCUUCUGGAGGCUCUGAGGGAGAGUCUGUCCCAGGCCCCCUCUCCUGGCUUCUGGGGGCUGCCAACAACCCCUGGCUUGUGAUACCAUCACUCCAUUCUCUGCCUUUGUCAUCACAUGGCCUUCUCAUGUGAGUGUCUCUCUGUGUUCUCUUCUGACAUUGGAUAGGGCCACCGUAAAUCCAAGGUGAACUCAUCUCAAGAUCCUUAGCUAAUUACAUCUGCACAGACCCUUAUUUCAUAUUAGUAUGUGUGUGUGUGGUGUAAAGUACACAACAUAAAGUUCACCAUCUCAACCAUUUUCACGUGUGUAGUUCAGUGGCAUUAAGUACAUCCACACUGUUGUACAACCAUCCCCACCAUCACCCAAAACUUUCCAUCUUCCCAAUCUGAAACUCUGUCCCUAUUAAACAGUAACUUCCCAACCCCCUCCCCUAGGCCACCAUCCAUUCUAAUUCUGUCUCUGAAUUUGACUGUUUUAGGGACCUCAUAUAAAUGGGAUCAUACAGUAUUUGUCCUUUUGUGUCGGGCUUCUUUUACUCAGCAUAAUGUCCUCAGAUUCAUCCAUGCUGUCACAUGUGUCACAGUUUCUUUCCUUUUUAUGGCUCAAUAAUAUCCCACUGUGUGGAUGGACCACAUUUUGCUUCUCCAUUCAUCUGUCUGGACACUUGGGUUGCUUCCAUGGUUUAGCUCUUGUGAAUAAAGCUUCUAUAGA